GGGCCGCGCCGGGCCGAUUGAGCCGCGCCGGGCCGGGCUGUGCCGGGCUGUGCCGGGUGCUCCGCGCCGGCAGCCGCGGCCAUGAGCUACGAGCAGCGCCGGGGCUGGGGCCGCGGGCGCGGCCGGGGCCGGGGCGGCGAUGGCGGCUCUGCCUCCGCCGCCACCUCCGCGGCGGGCGGGCCCGGCGGGCGGGGACGGCACCCCGGGCACCUGAAGGGCCGCGACAUCGGGCUGUGGUACGCCCGCAAGCAGGGCCAGAAGAACCGGGACGCGGACCGGCAGCAGAGAGCCGUGGUGCGCAUGGACGAGCGCAGGGAAGAGCAGAUCGUGCAGCUGCUGAACGCUGUCCAGACUAGAAACGACAAAGAGCAAGAAGCCAUGUCCUGGUGGUCCGGGGAUGAAGAAGGCUCUGCUCCACAACAGCCUCCCAAAGCAAAACCAGAUGCUGAAAAAGCUCCUGUAAGACAGAUUCCAACCUGGGAAAAAACAUCCCUGGAUCUGGAUGUGGAAUAUCUCUGUGAAAAAACUGAGCAGGAUGCUGAUUUAGAUGAACAACUUAAAGAAGACUUAAUGAAGAAGAGAUCUGAUCCCAGAUAUAUUGAAAUGCAGAGAUUCCGAGAGAAGCUGCCCUCGUACAAGAUGAGAGAGGAGCUGGUGAGGCUGAUCAACAGCCACCGGGUGACGGUGAUCAGCGGCGAGACGGGCUGCGGCAAGACCACGCAGGUGACACAGUUCAUCCUGGACGAUCACAUCGAGCGCGGGCUGGGCUCCACCUGCAGGAUCGUGUGCACGCAGCCGCGCCGCAUCAGCGCCAUCUCGGUGGCUGAGAGGGUGGCUGCAGAGAGGGCAGAGGGCUGUGGCAAUGGCAGGAGCACGGGCUACCAGAUCCGCCUGCAGAGUCGGUUGCCAAGGAAACAAGGUUCAAUUCUGUACUGUACCACGGGAAUUGUCCUGCAGUGGCUCCAGUCAGAUAAGCACUUGUCCAGCAUCAGUCAUGUAGUUCUUGAUGAAAUCCAUGAAAGAAAUCUUCAAUCAGAUGUUCUAAUGAGCAUUGUUAAAGACCUUCUGAAUGUUCGACUGGAUCUGAAAGUCAUACUGAUGAGCGCUACUUUAAAUGCAGAGAAGUUUUCUGAGUACUUUGACCAUUGCCCCAUGAUUCACAUCCCUGGGUUCACUUUCCCAGUGGUGGAAUACCUGCUGGAAGAUGUCAUUGAGAAGUUGAGGUACACCCCGGAGAGGACAGACCGUCGGCUGCACUGGAGGAAGGGCUUCAUGCAGGGCCGUGUCAGCAGGCCAGAGAAGGAGGAGAAGGAGGAGAUCUACAGGGAGCAGUGGCCAGCCUACCUAAGGCAGCUGCAGGGCAGGUACUCAGCAAGUACCAUUGAUGCCCUGGAAAUGAUGGAUGAUGACAAGGUGGACCUGGACCUUGUGGCAGCACUGAUCAGACACAUUGUGCUGGAAGAGGAGGAUGGUGCAAUUCUGGUGUUUCUGCCAGGCUGGGAUAACAUCAGCACUUUGCAUGAGAUCUUGAUGUCUCAAGUCAUGUUUAAGUCAGAUAGGUUCAUCAUCAUACCUUUGCAUUCACUGAUGCCUACUGUUAACCAGACUCAGGUGUUCAAGAAGACCCCACCAGGAGUGAGGAAAAUUGUGAUUGCAACCAACAUUGCAGAGACCAGCAUCACAAUCGAUGACGUGGUGUUUGUGAUAGAUGGAGGGAAAAUCAAGGAGACUCACUUUGACACCCAGAACAACAUCAGCACCAUGGCAGCUGAGUGGGUCAGCAAAGCCAAUGCCAAGCAGAGGAAGGGUCGAGCAGGAAGAGUUCAGCCAGGCCACUGCUACCACCUGUACAACGGGCUGCGUGCCAGCCUUCUGGAUGAUUAUCAGUUACCUGAGAUCCUCAGGACACCCUUGGAAGAGCUCUGCUUACAAAUCAAGAUCCUGAAGCUUGGUGGAAUUGCCUAUUUUCUGAGCAAGCUGAUGGACCCCCCAUCUUGUGAUGCCGUGACAUUGGCCAUAAAUCACCUCAUGGAGCUGAAUGCUCUGGACAGGCAGGAGGAGCUGACUCCCCUGGGUGUGCACCUGGCUCGGCUGCCUGUGGAGCCACACAUUGGGAAGAUGAUCCUGUUUGGAGCUUUGUUCUGCUGCCUGGACCCUGUGCUGACCAUUGCAGCCAGCCUCAGCUUCAAGGACCCUUUUGUCAUCCCUCUGGGCAAAGAGAAAAUCGCAGAUGCAAGAAGAAAGGAGCUGUCAAAGAACUCAAAAAGUGACCAUCUGACUGUGGUGAAUGCUUUCACUGGCUGGGAGGAGGCUCGGAGUUGUGGUUUCAGGAAUGAGAAGGACUAUUGCUGGGAAUAUUUCCUGUCCUCAAAUACCCUGCAGAUGCUGCAUAACAUGAAAGGGCAGUUUGCUGAGCAUCUCCUUGCAGCUGGAUUUGUGAACAGCAGAAACCCCAAGGAUCCCAAAUCCAACACCAACUCAGGUAAUGAGAAGCUGCUCAAAGCAGUCAUCUGUGCUGGCCUCUAUCCCAAAGUGGCAAAGAUCCGGCCCAGCUUCAGCAAGAAGAGGAAAAUGGUGAAGGUUUGCACCAAGACAGAUGGGUCAGUUAAUAUCCAUCCCAAAUCAGUGAAUGUGGAGGAAACAGAGUUCCAUUAUAACUGGCUUGUGUACCAUUUGAAGAUGAGGACCAGCAGUAUUUACCUGUAUGAUUGUACAGAGGUGUCUCCAUACUGCCUCCUGUUCUUUGGAGGGGAUAUAUCCAUUCAGAAGGACAAGGACCAGGACACCAUCGCUGUGGAUGAGUGGAUUGUUUUCCAGUCUCCAGAAAAAAUAGCAAACUUGGUCAAGAAACUGAGGCAGGAGCUGGACGACCUGCUGCAGGAGAAGAUCGAGAGGCCGCGGCCGGUGGACUGGGCGGCGGUGAGGAGCCGGGACACGGCGCUGCUGAGCGCCAUCAUCGACCUCAUCACCACGCAGGAGAACGCGGCCGCGCGCAGCUUCGCGCCGCGCUUCCAGGGGGAGCGCUGCAGCUGAGAGAGGGACAGGGCUGCUGCAGCUGAGGGACAGCACAGCCAGGGCUCUUACAGCUCUGUGCCUGGGGAGCAACUCUGGGGGAGCUGGGGGAGCUGGGGCUCCCCAGGCACUGCAGCUGAGAGAGAGCCCUGCACAGCUGCUGCAGCUUCGCACCGCGCUUCCAGGGGGAGCGCUGCAGCUGAGAGAGGGACAGGGCUGCUGCAGCUGAGACAGCCUCUUACAGCUCUGUGCCUGGGGAGCUGGGGGAGCUGGGGCUCCCCAGGCACUGCAGCUGAGAGAGAGCCCUGCACACUGCUGCAGCUUCGCACCGCGCUUCCAGGGGGAGCGCUGCAGCUGAGACAGGGACAGGGCUGCUGCAGCUGAGAGAUAGCACAGCCAGGGCUCUUACAGCUCUGUGCCUGGGGAGCAACUGUGGGGGAGCUGGGGAAGCUGGGGCUCCCCAGGCACUGCAGCUGAGAGGGAGCCCUGCACAGCUGCUGCAGCUUCACGCCGCGCUUCCAGGGGGAGCGCUGCAGCUGAGGGACAGGGCUGCUGCAGCUGAGGGACAGGGCUGCUGCAGCUGAGGGACAGGGCUGCUGCAGCUGAGACAGCCUCUUACAGCUCUGUGCCUGGGGAGCUGGGGCAGCUGGGGCUCCCCAGGCACUGCAGCUGAGAGCAGAGCCAGGGCCUCUUACAGCUCUGUGCCUGGGGAGCAGCUGUGGGGUGAGCUGGGGCUCCUCAGGCACUGCCAGAGCUCAGCUCUGUGCCUGGGGAACAACCUGUGCAGGCUGAGCUGGGGCUGCUCAGGCACUGCAGCUGAGAGCACUGCCAGAGCUGCCACAGCUCUGCACCCAGAGAACAACCUGUGGGGUGAGCUGGGGCUGCUCAGGCACUGCAGCUGCUGGCAGUGUGUGUUUGCAUCUCUUCUGUGCUGUGGGAGGGACAGAAAGGCACCUGUUGGAUAGUGGGAGGUUCUUAUCCUGCUGUAGCUGUUUUCUUUGGGUUUUUUACCCAUCAGGUAACAGAUAUUUUAAAAACUUGCUGAAAUACUGCUUAGUAAUACCUAAACUGUUUGGUUUUUUUUUUAAUGAGGUGUGGUGAGUAAUUAUACUUGCUGUGUUAUUCCAGCUGUGCAGCAGUCUGCUCACCAACACUUCCACAGAAGAUAAUUACAGCUUAAUUAAACUAAACUUGAAAACACUCGUUGAAUUUGUACAGUGGGAGGAAACAAUCUUCAGCAAUUCUUCUCCAUUUGUGCAUUUCAUCCCAUUCAAUUAAUCCUCCUUUGUUUUCUGUCCCCAUCCAUCAUCACUACUGACUGAAAGUGCAGAUUUACAGAAAGCAUGGUUAGAUAAAAGUCCUGUUGGGUUGUAUGUUAAGGUUUCAUUGCAUUCAAGGGGUUUUUUUUUGUUUGUUUUUUAUAAAGAAGUUCAUGUAUGGGUUAUAGUAUUCCAUUAAGAGUCUUUUUUUGCAAGUCUUAUUUCAACUGUUCUCAAUGUUUUGAAUGUUGUUCUGUUUUGAAUGAUCUCCAGCUAUGGAAGAUUAUUUGAAUAAUGAAGUUUAUUACAGAUUUUGAGGUUUAUCCUUGAGAAAAAAUGUAUGGAAAUACAACUUUUCUCCCUUCUUCCA
Messenger RNA from Oenanthe melanoleuca, 4641 nucleotides. It is a transcript of the gene DHX36, whose product is annotated as DEAH-box helicase 36. Bases 82 to 3033 code for a protein of 983 amino acids. The record is from RefSeq and is a predicted model, not a curated record. The transcript is spliced from 25 exons. Gene Ontology annotation, molecular function: ATP binding; G-quadruplex RNA binding; DNA helicase activity. Gene Ontology annotation, cellular component: nucleus; intracellular anatomical structure; cytoplasm. Lineage: Eukaryota; Metazoa; Chordata; Aves; Passeriformes; Muscicapidae.